Messenger RNA from Necator americanus (New World hookworm), 225 nucleotides. RefSeq lists its product as uncharacterized. The transcript has 3 exons. Bases 1 to 225 code for a protein of 74 amino acids. NCBI's taxonomy places the organism in Eukaryota, Metazoa, Nematoda, Chromadorea, Rhabditida, Ancylostomatidae. The record is from RefSeq and is a predicted model, not a curated record.
AUGCAGAAACUUGCUGUUUUCUUCCUUGCUCUAGUGCUUCUCGCUUGCGCCGAACAAAAGUGCAAAGUAAACAAGGACUGUUCUCCAGGAUACAAAUGCGAUGGAGGAUCCUGUACUGUCAAUAUGGAAUGCCCAAGGAUCUUUCCUGUGAAAGUAAAGGCUGGAUGCAAAACCAUAUCGGUGGCGGAUGACAACAAUUGUGCAAUGAUCAAAAUUGUUUGCUAG